Molecule: messenger RNA, 915 nt
Organism: Ziziphus jujuba (common jujube)
Lineage: Eukaryota; Viridiplantae; Streptophyta; Magnoliopsida; Rosales; Rhamnaceae
Exons: 1
Coding region: 1-915 (304 amino acids)
Source: RefSeq, a predicted model, not a curated record
AUGGUGGAUUCACUGUUCAAUUCAGAUGGCUCAUCGAGGCUGGAUAAAUUACAACAACUGUUUGAUAGGGACACAAUCAACUACAUUUGUAAAAUUUCUCUUACUAAUCGCAGACUGGAGGAUAGACUUAUUUGGAAAGGCAACACAACUGGCUGUCAUAGUGUGAAAUCGGCCUACAUUUUAGAAUACUGGAACAAUUAUAUUAGUUCUGCAUGGUGGAAGCAUUUAUGGAAGUCCAAAAUUCAUGAAAGGCUUAAGAUCUUUAUGUGGAAGCUAGCCAAUCAUGGUCUCUCAACCACUUCAAACCUCCUUUCACGCAACAUGAACCUUGAUAGGAUUGCAUAUGUUCAUGGUUGUGCAAGCGUGGAAUCAGAGUGCCAUGUUUUCUUCCACUGCCAGGUGGCACAAGUAAUCUGGUUUACUAUGCCAUGGAGCAUUAAAUGGGAAGCAAUGACUAAUAAAACCUUUGAAGAGAAGUUAAGCUUAAUCGCAAGUCCUUCAGUGUUGCUGCCGGUCCACUCAUCUGAUCAAGACAACUUCUUUCUUUAUGCCACCAUCCUUAUGGAGCAUCUAUGGAAAAUUAGAAAUUCCACACUCCAUGACAAAAUUAGUUUCUCUCUUGACAGUACUAUGGCUUGGUUUACUCAUAGAUUUCACGAGGCAAAAAAGGCAAUUACCAAUUGCAACCCAAGACAUGUUAUGCCCACAGUUACUAAGUCUUCUCAAGUGAUCCAAAACUUCCAUAAGUGUAUCUGGAUUCAUUCAGACGCUGCAGUUAAAGAAGGCCAAAGCACGGUUGGUGUCAUCACGAGAAACCACCUUAGUGAAGUGCAAAAGAUCAGAACCGUGCAUUUUGAAUCAGACACAUUCCAGAAGUGGCAGAAACUUAUGGCAUUUUACAAUCCUUACAACUAG